CGACGACAACGACGACAACGACGACGACGACGACGACGAAGACGGCAGCGGCAGCGGAUUUUUGAACACAGGCGUCAUGUGCAAACACAUUCUCAAUGCCCAGGUGGCCGUGCGAGCACCCUGCUGCAAAAAAUGGUAUGAUUGCCCCGAGUGCCACGACGAGUUUGAAUCCCACGAGUUGAAAAAGAGCUAUGAAAUGGUCUUUGCUUGCAAAAAGUGCAAAAAGGUCUUUCGCAAAGAUUCACGCGAGUUUGAAGAAUCAGACGAAUUUUGCCCGCAUUGCGACAAUCACUUCAUGAUCCCUGCCAAAACGCCUCAAUUGACUAUUGGCAUCGAGGGCGAAGACGGGUCACAUUUGUAUCGCACGACUCACGCCUUGCCUUGUCUAUUGCCGCAUAGCGACCACCGCAUGCUCCGCGAUGAGCGUGACCCUACCCGUGCCCGCCGCUACGACAACUCCAUCUUUGGUGCUGGCAGCAUAGGCACGGGUUUCAACUCAUAA
Monosiga brevicollis MX1 is the source of this 502-nucleotide messenger RNA. RefSeq lists its product as uncharacterized. The record is from RefSeq and is a predicted model, not a curated record. Gene Ontology annotation, biological process: protein import into mitochondrial intermembrane space. NCBI's taxonomy places the organism in Eukaryota, Choanoflagellata, Craspedida, Salpingoecidae. Gene Ontology annotation, cellular component: mitochondrial intermembrane space. The transcript has 5 exons. Bases 77 to 502 code for a protein of 141 amino acids. Gene Ontology annotation, molecular function: zinc ion binding.